CACAUGUCAGUGCAGUGCCUGUACAUCGAGAACCCUUUUGGACACACCUUGCCUGGUUCUGUAGCUCUUGUUGACACCGUCACCAUCAUCAUUCUUGGGUUCAUACGUGGAUGUACAGCUUUGACUACCUACACAAUGGAGAGCCCUCAUGAGCAUCAACAGAACUUGCUGCUGUCACGCAUUAUUACCAACGUGGAAAAACUCAACGAGGCUGUUGUUGUAAUGAACAAGGCUUUGCAGGAAAUCAACAUCCAAAACAUGAACAUUGAGCUGGUUGCGCAAAUGUUCAAGAACUACCAGUCUAACGUGCUAUUUCAUCUUGAAGCUACUGACAACCUGAAAGAGCCGUCUUGAUAUUCUCUGUCGUGGUCGUUAUCGAAUCAAGCUUACCUAUCUCGGGGAAAGAUAGCGGAAUCAAAGAGAUACCCAACAGA
Neurospora hispaniola is the source of this 434-nucleotide messenger RNA. RefSeq names its product DASH complex subunit Dad4-domain-containing protein. The transcript is spliced from 5 exons. The coding region runs from base 4 to 354 and encodes 116 amino acids. The record is from RefSeq and is a predicted model, not a curated record. Gene Ontology annotation, biological process: attachment of spindle microtubules to kinetochore. NCBI's taxonomy places the organism in Eukaryota, Fungi, Ascomycota, Sordariomycetes, Sordariales, Sordariaceae. Gene Ontology annotation, cellular component: mitotic spindle; DASH complex.